AUGGCCGACUAUAGCGGAAUCCCUAAAGGAGCUACUCUCCAGCCUACGCCCUUCGUAGCCAAGGUUUCGGAGGAGAAAUUACAGCUAUGCAAGGAUCUCAUUCGAUUGUCUCCAGUCGGGCCGGAAACAUAUUCUAAUACCAUCACUGAUCGUUCAGAUGGCAUGCGUAGAGACUGGCUCGCCAAUGCCAAAAAGAUCUGGGAGACUAACUACGAUUGGCGAAAGACCGAAGCAAGAAUCAAUGCCUUUCCGAACUUCUCCGUCACCAUUCCGGACGAAGAUGGUGAUGACAUUGAUCUACAUUUCAUAGCUCUCUUUUCGCGGAAACAAGACGCUGUGCCAAUCUCGAUGAGUCACGGCUGGCCCGGUAGCUUCCUCGAAUUCUUCCCGCUGCUGGAUGUUUUAACAGAGAAGUACUCUCUAGAAGACCUGCCUUUCUAUAUAGUCGUGCCAAGUCUUCCUAGUUACACAUACAGUAGCGUCCUAACAACGAAAGAGUAUACUGUUCUAAAAGUAGCUACCCUCUUCGACAAGCUAAUACGUAGGCUUAGUUUCGCUAGCUAUAUCGCUUAUAGUAGAGAUAUAGGCAGUAGUAUCACUUUUGUACAAGGCCUAGCUAGUGCUACAUAUAAGGCUAUAUAUAUUAAUAACAUCUUUAUAGCCCCGCUAGACGACGCCGAUAAGCUGCCCUUAGACGAGGUAGAAGCUAUAGCGAAAGCGCGCGCCGAUAAGAGCAAUCUAACUUGUUUCUUAUAUACUAGCGAGUAUAUAAUACGCCUAGGGACAAUUAGUCUCGCUCUUUAA
Messenger RNA from Pseudocercospora fijiensis CIRAD86, 804 nucleotides. RefSeq lists its product as uncharacterized. Bases 1 to 804 code for a protein of 267 amino acids. Gene Ontology annotation, molecular function: epoxide hydrolase activity. Gene Ontology annotation, biological process: epoxide metabolic process. The transcript has a single exon. NCBI's taxonomy places the organism in Eukaryota, Fungi, Ascomycota, Dothideomycetes, Mycosphaerellales, Mycosphaerellaceae. The record is from RefSeq and is a predicted model, not a curated record.